Egretta garzetta (little egret) is the source of this 1809-nucleotide messenger RNA. It is a transcript of the gene IKZF3, whose product is annotated as IKAROS family zinc finger 3. Gene Ontology annotation, biological process: regulation of transcription by RNA polymerase II. The record is from RefSeq and is a predicted model, not a curated record. Gene Ontology annotation, molecular function: DNA-binding transcription factor activity; RNA polymerase II cis-regulatory region sequence-specific DNA binding. Lineage: Eukaryota; Metazoa; Chordata; Aves; Pelecaniformes; Ardeidae.
AUGCCAUAACGCUUUUUUAGAAAGCUAUUUGAAUAUUUUUUCACUUUGGCUAUUGGUGUAGAACACAGGAUGGCUAAGGAUUGGUUUCAAAGGCAGGCGAAUUUUACUUCUGCUUUGUAAAUGAACUUCGUGCGUCAGCUGCAACGCACACCAGACAAGCGUCGUCUUUCCAUGCACCCUAGCCAGUGGAUCUCUGUGAAGCUUGGGAAGACUAACGUGUUCUAUUCACAAGCAGGUAUGGACCUAAGUAAUUCUCAGGAACAGCCCAUGGCUGCAGAAGGACAGGAGGCUUUGACAGACUGCAGUCUGAACAAAUCCCAGGAAAUGGAAAGUAUGGAAAAUGUAGAAGAUAUGAAGGAACACAAUCGGUCUAAUGAAGAAGCAGGAGAUGAUGUGGUUAAAGUGAAAGGUGAAUACAGUGAAAGAGAGGAGAGUGCUUUAAAUUCAGAGCCUAUGGAAAACCCAGAAGAAUCUGAAAUGCCUUACACCUAUCCCAGAGAAUAUAAUGAAUAUGAAAGCAUUAAACUGGAAAGACAUUCUGGUUCAUAUGACAACGUCAGGCCAGCUAGUGGAAAAAUGAAUUGUGAUAUCUGUGGAUUAGCCUGCAUUAGCCUCAAUGUCUUGAUGGUUCAUAAGCGUAGCCACACUGGUGAACGGCCAUUCCAGUGUAAUCAGUGCGGAGCUUCCUUUACUCAGAAGGGUAACCUCCUCCGCCACAUUAAACUACAUACAGGGGAAAAACCUUUUAAAUGUCAUCUUUGCAGUUAUGCCUGCCAAAGGAGGGAUGCGCUAACAGGUCACUUAAGGACACAUUCUGUGGAGAAGCCGUACAAAUGUGAGUUUUGCGGAAGGAGCUACAAGCAAAGGAGCUCGUUAGAGGAGCACAAGGAGCGGUGCCGUACUUACUUGCAGAACGCUGGCAUGUGUGAAGCUGCAAGCGUGGAGGCAAGGCACAUCAAGGCAGAGAUGGGGAGUGAAAGAGCCCUUGUGCUGGACAGGCUAGCAAGCAACGUGGCAAAGCGAAAAAGCUCAAUGCCUCAGAAAUUUAUUGGUGAGAAACGACAUAGUUUUGACGUUAAUUAUAAUUCGAGUUUCAUGUACGAAAAGGAAAGCGACAUCAUGCAAGGACGCAUCAUGGACCAGGCCAUAAACAACGCCAUCACCUACCUCGGGGCCGAAGCCUUGCGCCCUCUCGUGCAGACGCCGCCAGCUCCCACCUCCGAAAUGGUCCCGGUCAUAAGCAGUCUGUACCCCAUACCGCUGACCCGUGCCGACGUGCCCAACGGCAACUCGCAGGACGCGGAGAAGAGCCACCUAAGGGACAAAAGCCUGUCUUCUGACAGAGGCCUUUCCCCAAACAACAGCGGCCAAGACUCCACAGACACUGACAGCAACCACGAGGAGCGGCAGAAUCCCACCUUCCAUCAAAGCCAGAUGAUCCCCACUCAGGCCCGCAAUGGCCUCCAAUCCCUGAAGGAUUUCCCAAGGCCAUAUGACAUCAUCAAGCCACCCGCCAUAUGCCCACGCGAUGCCUUUAAGGUCAUCAACAAGGAAGGGGAAGCCAUCGGGGUCUACCGGUGCGACCAUUGCCGCGUCCUCUUUUUGGAUUAUGUGAUGUUCACUAUCCACAUGGGCUGCCACGGGUUCCGCGACCCCUUCGAGUGCAAUGUCUGUGGGUACAGAAGCCAUGACCGAUACGAAUUUUCCUCACACAUAGCACGAGGAGAGCACAGAGUAGUACUCAAAUAAAAGGACUGGGUUUCCAAGGCCAAAGGCUUGGGUUGAGGUUGGAGAGGAGGCUUGGUGGGU